Wyeomyia smithii (pitcher-plant mosquito) is the source of this 2216-nucleotide messenger RNA. Its product is annotated as zinc transporter ZIP1-like. Lineage: Eukaryota; Metazoa; Arthropoda; Insecta; Diptera; Culicidae. The record is from RefSeq and is a predicted model, not a curated record. Gene Ontology annotation, cellular component: plasma membrane. Bases 119 to 1129 code for a protein of 336 amino acids. Gene Ontology annotation, biological process: zinc ion transmembrane transport. The transcript has 2 exons. Gene Ontology annotation, molecular function: zinc ion transmembrane transporter activity.
UGAAGCCGGAGGUCGCAGCGCACGGCUUAGCCGAUGUCGCUGCUAGCCAUCAGUGGAUAGUGAUAAAAAGUUCGUUAGCCAGACGGCAAGCUCGUUAGUGCGCUGGGUUGCUCAUGGCAUGGCGCAAAAAUUGAUUAACGGCGGCUCUGUGCCUCAGUUGAGCGCGCCCAAUAUAACCGGUGCGUACUCAAACGAGACUUCCGACUUUGGUGAGACCAGCUCGAAGCUGCUGGCCAUUCUGGUGCUCGGUGCGGGAAGUCUCGUUGCAGGAAUAGUGCCACUUUAUUGCAUCAAACAACGGCAACACGGAAACAGACCGGCAACGGCGAUAACCGUGCUGCUAUGUUUCGGCGCGGGCGUUCUACUAGCGACGGCGCUGGUCCACAUGCUGCCCGAGGUCCGGCUCUUCCUGCCCCGAUACGCGGAAGUGGUCUUCUGCUCGGGAUAUUUUUUGAUCUACACCAUUGAUGAACUGGUUUAUUUGUGCAGUGCGUUCAGUACAAAGAGCACCGAUGAAAGCUCCGGCCACGUUAAUUACUGUUACGACGAUUCUUUCUCCAUGCGGAGUAAAAGUGAAGCGAACAAUGAGAGCCCUCCAGAAGUCCAACCUCAGCCGGAACCGAUGAUGGAAAAAACAAACCAACCGCAAUCGGCAACCGGUACGUUCAGCCUGCUGUUGGCCCUCUGUGUGCAUUCGCUGCUCGAGGGACUGGCCAUCGGAGUGCAGCGUUCUGCACCCAAAGUGAUGCUGCUGCUGGGGGCUGUCGCUGCACACAAGUUCGUCGUCGCCUUCUGCCUGGGGGUGGAAAUCGGCUCACAGAGAAGCAAUCGCCAGGAUCGGCACGCUUCCAGUGUGAUGAAAAUAGUAAUAUUUUCUCUCGGUUCCGUCAGUGGCAUCGCCGUCGGUAUGGCACUAGACGGUCUAGACGAGAACUUCAACAAGUUUGUAAUACCAGUGCUGCAGGGCGUCGCCGGUGGAACGCUGCUGUACGUUACCGUGAGUGAGGUACUACCGCGUGAACGCGGAAAACGACUGCCGGAAACGGCGAGUGGGAUUUGGCAGCUGCUGGCGGUGCUGGCCGGAUUCACCGUGAUGUCGUUACUCAGUCUAAUUAUUACCGAAGCGUGACCGGUUCUCGGUCGAUCCAUUGUGCGGCACAGACGAUAAGCGACGACGAUACGCAACUGGAACAGGUGGAACGAGAUCGAGCUAAUUCAAUCUCACGGUUGACUGUAUGAACAAUCCGCUGAAAGCAAGCGUAGCAGCUUCAAUCAGCGCUGCGUAGGCUAUAUUUAUUUAUGUUGUUGUGUUUUCGUAAUGAUAAAGUACAUGAUAAUUUUCGGUUCGGAAGCAAGUCGUUUAUUAUUCAUUGUUUUGAAUACAAAAUAAGGCCACGACAGAAAAGUCACUAAAAUGUUUGUCGGUAUUUGAGUUAAAUUAACAUCUUCACCACUGCUGUUUUCGCGUGUACGGGAACAAAACGAAGCUCUCCGAUUAAUAAUUUACAUAUAUAUAUUACUAUGACCAAAUACGUGACAUCACACGAUCAAUUUGCAAUUUCAAAACACGUCUCACUUUCUACAGUAGCACAAACAAAACCAGAAAUUCAAAACAACAACUUGUUUAACUUCAAUGGAGCGGUUUCGGUGUUUGUGGGAGCCAAUUCACAAAGCACAUAUUUUCUGUACAAUAAUUUACUGUACAUAAAGAUGAUACUGCACAACAAGCAGUGUAUGAUAAUUCAAAAUGAAGCCCACCAUCAAGCCAUGUUUGUUCAUUGUGCAAUGGGAAGCCCAAUAAAGACAUCCGCUUCAGAGUUUUAUCACAAAGUGGUUAGCGUUACAGUAUAUAACUUCAAACUAGAAAAGGAAAAAGAUUUUACCAGUUCAGUGAAUAACUUACCUAUGAUGGUUUGUUUGAUAGGCGGGCAUGUUAAACUUGUGCUCUCAGGUGAUUCAAGUUGUCACACCACAUCCGUCCUACAGUCUUCAAUUUGUUGAAUACCCUGAUGUAUUCGCUCAACCCGAUAAUAUGUUAUUUAUAAUAAAGUUGAUAAUACAAUAUAUUGUUAUAUUAUUAUAUGAUAAAAUAAAUAAUAAACAAAAAUUUCAGGAUAUAAUUAUGCAUGUAAUAUAGACUGUCUAUGGUACAGUGUGCGCCAUAAUUAUUGCAACAAGAAACCAUAUUUUUCGUAAAUAAGAGAAAACUUUUGAAC